Fusarium poae is the source of this 834-nucleotide messenger RNA. RefSeq lists its product as uncharacterized. The record is from RefSeq and is a predicted model, not a curated record. The transcript is spliced from 2 exons. NCBI's taxonomy places the organism in Eukaryota, Fungi, Ascomycota, Sordariomycetes, Hypocreales, Nectriaceae. Bases 1 to 834 code for a protein of 277 amino acids.
AUGUCCAAAAGAAUUAGAGCUAGUAUCAUACUUGCGGUUCACACCGCUCUUGCCAUAUUUUUAUUUCUAGCAAGUUCGAAACUUCUCAAUGAUAGCGAUAACCAGAAAGAAGGCAUCUUCAAAGUUGAACUAGGUCAAAAUCUUUUCUCUCGAGGUCUUCCCAUCCCUACAGAUGGUAUCCCCUCCCAGGUAACAGAAGUAGUCGGAGGGGCCGGCGACGUUGCCAAACAAGCAACUAUCGCGAUCGCCCAAGCUACAAAUGUCGUUCAAGAUGUCCAAAGUAAGAUUACUAGCGCAAUUGCGGCCGGGGAAACACUUUUGCAUGGGCUCGUUCCAGAAGCUUUAGCAGUCGGGACCACGACCGGAUGUGUGGAAUAUGGCGGCGGUCGAUCCGACUGCAUGAAGUUCCCGGUCGACGACGAUAAGAUCUUGGGCAUCAUCUAUAAUCUAUCGGACGGAGCUAGCUCCCUUGUAACGCAAUUAGGGCAUCUCCCUUCGCUGCAAAGCUUGUUCAUUGCUGGUCUCGCUUGCUUCGCCACAUCAGUCGUCUACUCGGUCGUAAACACGCUGCUUGUGAUUUUGCAAAUAACAAGUAACGGAUGGUUAUUGAAAGCCCUUGCAUACAUUAUCAUCAGUAUAAGUAUAUGCGCUUGUGGCUUGUUUGCCUCCUUCAUGGCAUUUGUUAUCAUCAUAUGGUCUUCUGGUCGCGGGUUAGCAGAAGUCACUAGAGGCUCCUUUCAAUCAGGUCCAGCACUAUGGGUGUCUAUUGCUUCGCUAGUUGCCUCCGCUUCUCAACUGGCUUGUCUUGUGCUUGGGAAGUGUAUAGGGGUCUAG